Molecule: messenger RNA, 915 nt
Organism: Funneliformis mosseae
Lineage: Eukaryota; Fungi; Glomeromycota; Glomeromycetes; Glomerales; Glomeraceae
Source: the annotation of a GenBank genome assembly
AUGUUAAGUAUCAAACUUUUCUGUCUUGUUUUAGGUGACCCUAUUGAACAUGCCUUUGCAGUCGAGAUUAGUAAAGAUGAGACAAUUAGCGAGCUUAAAGAGAUUAUCAAAAUGAAAAAAAAGAAUGCAUUCACUAAUAUAGAUGCCAAUGAACUUAUCCUCUGGAAAGUGAAUGUUUCUCUUGACAAAUUGAACGAUACUAUCUUCAAAGAUGACACUGAUAUCAAAAAAGUUCUGAAUGGAGAGAAGUUGCUUCCAAUGUACAAAAUUGGAAAAGCGUUCUCUAAUGAGCCUGUUGAUGAACACGUUCAUUUAAUUAUUCAGCAUAAGUAUUCUGUUCCAUCAACCUCUAUUGUUGAGAGGAUUAAUGAACUUGAGAAAACUUUAAAAUUAAUGCGGUCCAGCUUGGUUGUCGAUAAUCUCCAUGCUGAUGUGAUUAGUACCAAAUUCAUCAGGAUUUCCGAUUCAGAGCAAGUUGAACGCUGGCAGAUCGCAUAUGAGAGUUCGGCGGCUUUGUGUUUUCGUGAUCGUUAUGGUGAAGGUGAUAAAAGAUAUGCCAUCACUCGAAUCCUUGGAUCAAAUUCUGACCACAUCACCCUUAGGAUAAUUGAAUCUGCCCAAGAUUCUAAUAACUUUAAAAGUUCCGUAAAAAUCCCGUUCUAUUCAAUUGUACCUUUGAAAAUAAAUCCGAUUCUAACGCCUAUAAACAACAUAACAGGCGACAAUAGAAGACCAAAGAUAACGCUACCACCUCUAGAGGAGGAAGAAGAAACCUUUGGAAAUAUAGAACAAGAAGGACAAGGAAGUAGACAAAGAGAAUAUCUAAGAGAAUAUCAAAGAACAAACGAAACAUUGAAUACUGGACGAUUAUACAGUAAAUGCGAUCCUCAUUCAAUACAAUCGCACAAGAAUUAA